This is a messenger RNA of Lepisosteus oculatus (spotted gar), 1043 nucleotides long. Lineage: Eukaryota; Metazoa; Chordata; Actinopteri; Semionotiformes; Lepisosteidae. The record is from RefSeq and is a predicted model, not a curated record.
GGGAGAGAGAGAGGAGAGAGAGAGAGAUACAGUCGGGGGGGGGAGAGAGAGAGAGAGAGAGAGGGAGGCAGGGGAGCAGCUAACAACCGCAAACCAGCCGAACCGGAGAAGGAGAGCUCAGGACAGCUGGCCGAGAGCCGUCCGGGCGGCUUGAAGAUGAGUUCCUGCAGCAGUCGUGCUCUCACCCUGCUCUCGUCCGUGUUUGGGGCGAGUGGGCUGCUCCUGGUGGGGGUGGCAGUGUCCACUGAUUACUGGCUCCUGAUGGAGGAGGGCAUCGUCCUGCAGCAGAACCAGACCACUGAGGUGAAGAUGGCUCUGCACGCUGGGCUGUGGAGGGUGUGUUUCAUUGCAGGUCAGCCUGGUGCGGGGGUGAUGUCGGUGUACCUCUUCAUGAAGCGCUACGCGGAGGAGGAAAUGUACCGUCCCCACCCGGCUCUCUACCGCCCCCGGCUGUCCGAGUGCAGCGACUACAGCGGCCAAUUCCUGCACCCCACGGAGAGCUGGACGCGGCCGGGGCGCGGGCGCAGCAGCUCUGAGGUGUCCAGCGACAUCUCCAUCCAGCUCAACCAGACCCCCCCGCCCCCGCUGCAGGCCCUCCCCCCCGCGCACCCCAAGGCUUCGGGGGGCAUCCUGGGGGGCGCCUCGGCCAGCUACCCGCUGCCCCCGCCCUCCUCCGCCUCCUCCUCGUCCCACGCCCACUCGCACCCCCAUCCCCACCCCCACAGCUCACACCCCCACUCCCACCCCUCCCAGGCCCUGCCCCUGUCCAUGCCCCCACCUGCUGCCGGCCCCCCCCCUCGCUACCACGCCCACCUGCGCAUGAGCGCCUCCCCUUGCUAGAGACAGGAGCAGGCAGGUGCAGGAGAGACUGAGAUCCACACUACAGCACACAGGCUCGCACACUCACUCACUACAGCACACAGGCUCGCACACUCACUCACUACAGCACACAUGCUCGCACACUCACUCACUACAGCACACUGGCUCGCACACUCACUCACUACAGCACACAGGCUCGCACACUCACUCACUACAGCACACAG